GAUCUCAAUGCUUACCCUCUCGCGCCGUGCCGCACGAGAGAGAUCCGCGUAAUAUUCCGUCGCGAAGCGAACCAAGAAGCAGCCACCACCACCCCCCCACGACCCCCUCCUUCUCCUUCCUCCGCCUCUAUCUGUACGGACUCUCUGACGUCGAAGGUUGACCCUGUCUCUCUCCCUCCGUUGCUUCUCGGUCGUCAGCAGCAGCAGCAGCUUCUGUUCUUGUGUGGAUCUCCUGAAGCGUCGGUGUCACCCUUUCUCUCUCUGGAACACUUGUGGGUCGCGUUUCUUGGUUCGUUCCAGCAAAAGUAGAGACAAUUCCUUUGGUUGUGAAGGGCCAACAGCUGAAUCUAGUAGCGACUUCUUUGAAGCAAUGAGCUCUGAGUCUAAGAAAUCCUCUUCAAAUGGGAAUGAGAAACUUUUAACAUCGGAAGAAGAGCAGGCAAAGAUUAAUGAGGUGAGGAGAUUGAUUGGGACAACAGCAUUGCCGGAGAAGUUAUCAAUUUAUUGUUCGGACGCAUCACUUGCUAGACAUUUAAGGGCUCGGAAUUGGAGUGUGAAGAAAGCAACUAAGAUGCUCAAAGAUACCUUGAAGUGGAGAUCAGAAUAUAAGCCUGAAGAAAUUCGCUGGGAAGACAUUGCUCAUGAAGCCGAGACUGGGAAAAUCUACAGAUCAAAUUAUAUAGAUAAACAUGGCAGGACAGUUCUGGUCAUGAGGCCUAGUCGCCAGAACUCGAAGACAACAAAAGGACAAAUUAAAUACUUGGUUUAUUGCAUGGAAAAUGCUAUUUUGAAUCUGCCAUCCGACCAAGAGCAGAUGGUCUGGCUGAUAGAUUUCCAGGGUUUCAAUUUGUCACAUAUAUCAGUGAAGGUGACAAAGGAGACGGCCCAUGUAUUACAGGAUCAGUACCCGGAACGUCUUGGUGUUGCCAUUCUUUAUAACCCUCCUAAAUUCUUCGAACCAUUCUUUUCGGUGGUAAAACCCUUCCUCGAGCCCAAAACUUACAAUAAGGUAAAGUUUGUCUACUCGGAUGACCUCAACUCGAAGAAAAUAAUGGAGGAUCUAUUUGAUAUGGAUCAGCUUGAAUCCGCAUUUGGUGGCAAUGAUGCUACUGUUUUUGACAUUGGUAAGUAUGCCGAGAGGAUGAGAGAAGAUGACAAGAGAAUGCCGUCCGCUUGGACAAGAGGGAACAGUCCGUCAGAAACCCAAGCAGCAGUGGUAACUGUUUCCGCUUCUUUAGAUUCCAUUGCUUUAUCAGAUUCUGAUCCCUCAGACAACGAGAAGGCAGAAGAUAUGAUGGGUGGAGUGGAGUCAGAGAUAGCGUCCCCCAUUGAUGCUGUGGCAUCAACAAAUAUAGGCGAUAACCGCGCUGCAAGCGUGCAUUCUUAAAAGAAAACGAGUGCAAGCUUUGAUGUCAUUCUAACCUUGACAUGUAAGUGCGGAUUUUGCACUCUGACCAUUCUGGGAUUCUAGUUAGGGCUUGAACUGAUCUUCUGUCAAUUAUUUAGAAUGAAGUUGCCUUGUUGCAUCAAGUGACUUUCUAAUAUGGUGUUUCAGGUCAUGUUCUCUGGUGCUUUUAAUAACUUCUUGUUAUUCUAGCGGCUAUACAUUUUAUUAUAGU
Messenger RNA from Syzygium oleosum, 1619 nucleotides. RefSeq lists its product as uncharacterized. The coding region runs from base 371 to 1387 and encodes 338 amino acids. Gene Ontology annotation, molecular function: phosphatidylinositol transfer activity. The record is from RefSeq and is a predicted model, not a curated record. NCBI's taxonomy places the organism in Eukaryota, Viridiplantae, Streptophyta, Magnoliopsida, Myrtales, Myrtaceae. The transcript has 6 exons.